Molecule: messenger RNA, 3500 nt
Organism: Cyprinodon tularosa
Lineage: Eukaryota; Metazoa; Chordata; Actinopteri; Cyprinodontiformes; Cyprinodontidae
Product: arylsulfatase I-like
Exons: 11
Coding region: 230-2467 (745 amino acids)
Source: RefSeq, a predicted model, not a curated record
UCCUUUCUCGUCUCUUUGGCAGCCGGGACGCUCAGACCGAAGGAAGGCAGGAAGGCUUGAGGGAGAACCUUGAGGACAUGCUGCGUCUCCUGCAAACUUCUCAGCAAGCAAAGCGCGGCGGAGCUGGAAGGACAGCGGAGAGGAUGAGGAUGUAAAGAGGAGCAGAGCAAAGAUCAGAGGAGAGCCCUUCACUCCUAUUGAUCCUGCAUCGAGGAGCCCUGCUGUAACGAUGUGGGCAGCUCUAACCUUGCUGACCAUUUUCCUCAGCUGGGACUUCCUGUCGGCUCAGUCCAAAUCAGACCGAAUAAAUAACACCAACGUUCAGACCGGUGGAACUGGGCUGAAGACCAGGAAGCAGCCGCACAUCAUCUUCAUCCUGAUUGACGAUCAAGGCUUCAAUGACAUUGGUUACCACAACCCCACCAUCAAGACCCCAACCCUGGACAAACUGGCAGCAGAGGGGGUGAUACUGGAAAAUUACUAUGUUCAACCCAUCUGUACUCCAUCACGAAGCCAACUCAUCACUGGAAGAUAUCAGAUCCACACAGGAUUACAGCACUCUAUUAUCAGACCCAGGCAGCCGAGCUGUUUGCCCUCAAACAUGGACACCCUGCCUGAGAGGCUCCGCGAGGCUGGCUACGCCACACACAUGGUCGGGAAGUGGCACCUGGGCUUCUACAGGAAAGCCUGUCUACCCACCAGGAAAGGUUUUGACACUUUCUUUGGUUCCUUAACGGGGAGCGUGGAUUAUUACAGUUAUAGAUCUUGCGACGGCCCUGGUUUGUGUGGCUACGACCUCCAUGAUAAUGAGAACGUAGCAUGGGGCCGGGAAGGAAAAUACUCCACGACGCUGUUCACCCAGAGAGCCCGAAAGAUCCUGGAGAGUCACAGCCUGACGGACAGGCCGCUCUUCCUGCUGCUUUCCCUGCAGGCAGUCCACACCCCUCUGCAGCCUCCCAAGUCCUACAUCUAUCCCUACCGGGACAUGGCUAACGUUGCCAGGAGGAAGUUCGCUGCCAUGGUCUCCACGGUGGACGAGGCCGUCCGAAAUGUCACCUACGCCCUCAGAAAGUACGGCUACUACAGGAACAGUGUGAUCAUCUACUCCACUGACAAUGGAGCCCAGCCGUUCACCGGAGGAAGCAACUGGCCGCUACGAGGCAGAAAGGGCACUUAUUGGGAGGGCGGAGUCCGUGGAGUGGCGUUUGUACACAGCCCACUGCUGAAACGAAGGAGGCGGGUCUCCAAAGCUCUGCUCCACAUCACUGACUGGUUCCCUACACUGGUGGGACUGGCCGGAGGCAACAUAAGCCAGAGCCAGGGUCUGGACGGGUUUGAUGUUUGGCCCACCAUCAGCGAGGGGAAGGAGUCUCCGCGUAGAGAGGUUCUCCACAACAUCGACCCGCUGCACAAACAUCCGACCGAAACCAAGAGCCGGGGUGACCAGCCAGGAAAGAAAGCAGCUGCAGGGGGGCCAUCCAAAGGAAAGGCAUUUAAAAAGCCAAAGAAGAAGAAAAAGGUUUUGAAGCAGAAACCAAAUCAAAAGCCAGAGACCAAGUUAAAGACCACCAAGAAACCCCAGAUCUUCUCUAAUCCUGCUCCAAAGUCUAAAAAAUCAAAACCUGUUCCCAAAGUGGAGCUGAAACCCGGCCCAAAAACAAAGCUGGCUCCAAAAUCCAAGGCUAAACCCAAAUCCCAACAUCGGACCAAACUCCACAGCAAACCAAAGAUCCAGAGCAGUGGGACUCCGUCAGCAUCGGGUGCUUUCUGGCAUAAAUCUAAGACCAAAUCCAAGAGGACCACCUUACAGGACCACAACCUGUCUCAGUCUAGACCAGCUAAGACCAAAUCAAAGAAACAACUCAAAGUCCAGUUAAAGCCCAAGUCCAAACAGGCAUUGCUCCAGAACCAGUAUGAAACCCCCACACCCAGAGCUCAGUCUCUACCUUCUCAAUUAUGGGACCCAUCUGUGCAGGCUGCCAUCAGGGUUGGAGACUGGAAGCUGUUAACAGGAGAUCCAGGUCAUGGAGACUGGGUUCCUCUGCAGAUGCUUCCCACUCUUCCUGGUCGCUGGUGGAACCUUGAACGUUCCUCAUCCCCUCUCUACAAAUCCCCCGCCCACAAAAACAUCUGGCUCUUCAACAUCACCGCCGACCCGUUCGAGAGGCAGGACCUGGCAGAUCAGAGGCCAGACGUUGUCCAGCAGCUGUUAGCCCGACUGGCCUACUACAACCAGACAGCUGUGCCGGUAUACUUCCCUCCGGACGAUCCCCGGGCCAACCCCAGCAGGCACGGAGAGGCCUGGGUACCCUGGGCCGACGAAGAGGAGGAGGAGGGAAAAUAUCAGGGGGUUUAUAAGAAAGGCAGGAGCACCAAGAAGAAGAGGAAGAAGACGACGUGCCGGCUGUGCAAGCUCAAAUCGUUCUUUAUGAAACUGAACACGGGGAUGAUGUCAAACGGUAUCUGAGGCGUCGGACGAUUGUAAUCUAGCGUUUAAAUCAAUGUCAGAACUUGGAAAAAAAAUCUUUGUAUUUUUCACUCAAGAUGUUUCUCCUAUAUUUUAUUUUUUUUAUCCAUUUGGAAAAACAUUGAUGUAUUGAUUUAAAGGGAUGUGAUCAUAGUCAAUGGUUUGGUCUGAAUGCUGCAAAUCGAUAAAGACUCUUCAGCCCAAGCAGAAGUGUAGCUGUCAGUAAGGAUGGUUCCUUUAGUAUAGGGACAUCCUGACAUUCAUCUAGCCACAAUGAACUAAAAUGAUUCCCAGAAUCCUUUGGGGGACAGGACGUAUAGGCACAGCCAACCUCACAGAAUGUGUUCUCUGAGGGAUGCGUAAAUACUUAUGUUUAAGGUUUUAAAUGAAGACCUAACCUGACCUAUCUUGUGUUUUAUGACUGUAUUUACCAUAACAAGAGCAUUUGACCUCACUGAGUCUUUUAUUGUAUACAGAAAACUCUUAAGUUGGAUCAAAAACAGUGAUAACCAGAAGUAGAGUAUCCUAAUUCAAUGAGGUGCAAUAAUUCUAUCAGAAUGUUUUUGUGCAGCUGGAGUAGAAAUGUCAUAGUGCGUGACGAGGCUCCUUAAAAACGUGUUUAUGAAAAUUUGACCCAUGAAGAUGCCAACAAACCACCAGUGCCAUGUUUCAGGUAAUAUGCAAAACAGGACAUCUUCAAAAAUGAAUUAUUCAGCUCAUACAUUUAAACGAAAGCCACUAUCUAGUUAUUGAAUAGACUAAAACCUGCUGCUGUCAGUUAUAGCUUUGUAUUCCCCAGCCAAGGGACACUUUGCAUUCAGUCUGCAGGAUCUACCUACGCAGUAGAACAGAGUCUGCAGCCUCCGCUUCUGGAGCCACAAGUGGCUCUUUUCACUCUACAAUGGCUUUUCACUGUGGCUAAAAACUUUAAAGCACCAACUUACUGUUCAGGAUAUAGUGUAUUGACAAAUACCUUUUACUUUAUACAGACAACAGAAUGACCGUACCAGAAAUAUGUUUUUAAUAUGUUUCU